Cyanistes caeruleus (blue tit) is the source of this 3547-nucleotide messenger RNA. It is a transcript of the gene ATP1B4, whose product is annotated as ATPase Na+/K+ transporting family member beta 4. Gene Ontology annotation, biological process: regulation of DNA-templated transcription; potassium ion transport; sodium ion transport. The record is from RefSeq and is a predicted model, not a curated record. NCBI's taxonomy places the organism in Eukaryota, Metazoa, Chordata, Aves, Passeriformes, Paridae. Gene Ontology annotation, cellular component: sodium:potassium-exchanging ATPase complex; nuclear inner membrane.
UUUUCUGAUGCACUCCUGAACAGCAAGGUUCUGCAGGAAUGGACAGGAACAGCAGCAUUGGUGGCAUGGAGGGCCAGCUCAGGAGCCCCAGCCAGGAGGUGGAAAAUAAGGACGAGGAGAAGGUCCAGGAUCCUGACAGAGAGAAGGACGAGCUUAAGGCAGACAUGGGGAGCAAAACCUGGGCAGACCUGGCUGGGGAGAUGAAGAUUUUCUUGUGGAAUCCGGAGGAGAGAACAUGCUUGGGGAGAACAGCCAAGAGCUGGGGCUUGAUCUUACUGUUUUACUUCAUUUUCUACACGUGCCUGGCGGGAAUGUUUGCCUUUUGCCUGUAUGUGAUGCUACUCACGCUGAGCCCCUACACACCCAGGUUCCGGGACCGUGUGUCUCCGCCAGGAGUGAUGAUCAGACCGUACUUGAAUGGGUUCACCAUUGCCUUCAAUGUCUCCCAGCCCAACACGUGGCAGCCCUAUGUGGACAGCAUGCACCACUUCCUAGCAGCUUAUGAUGACAAACUCCAGGAGGAGAAGAAUAUUGAGUGUGUCCCAGGACAGUACUUCAUCCAAGGGGGAAACGACAGUGAGGAGAAGAAGGCCUGCCAGUUCAAGCGCUCGCUGCUGCAGAACUGCUCUGGCAUCGAGGACCCAACGUUUGGCUACUCCAGAGGCCAGCCCUGCAUCCUGCUGAAGAUGAACCGGAUCAUAGGCUACCGCCCUGGUGCUGGGGUCCCUGUGAGUGUGGACUGCAAAGUGCAGAAAGGCAAUGAGAGUCACCUCAGGUCGGUGGACUUCUACCCUGGGAACGGGACGUUUGACCUCAUGUAUUAUCCCUACUAUGGCAAGUUCACCCACGUCAACUACACCUCCCCACUGGUGGCUAUGCACUUCACAGAUGUGCAGAAGAAUUACUUGGUCCCCAUCCAGUGCCGUCUGAAUGGGAAAGGAAUUAUCAACGACCUGAACAGUGACCGCUUCCUGGGCCGAAUCAUCUUCACACUCAACAUUGGGAAGUAGCCCCUGCCAACACCAGACACUUAGGUUAAAUCAGAGGCUUUUUCCUUUUUAAAGCAUCAAGACAGCAUUUUUUUCUGCUAGGAAAAACAGGCACAUGGACAUUAUUGUUAAUUUAUUUUUGUUCAUAGUUAGGAAACCAAUGAGAUAAAAUGGUGCAUGGAUCCACAUUUUUCAUCUUCUGAUGUAAAUCAUUUUUAGUGAAAAUUAAAUGUUUUCCCCUGGGGAGAGAACCUGAAAAAGAUUUUAUUUUUGAUUGAAAAAAACCUCUGGUAUCCAAAUGCUAUUUUCAUAAGGUCUUUUAUGAGUGAUCCCUGUGGAAUGCAUCUUUCCUGGCUUUACAUUUUAUUUUUUUAGCAUAGUUUUAUGUACAUUUUUCAGGCAAAAGCUAAAAAGGAGGUAGUUCAUUAGCACUAUUCUUGUUAAAAUGAUAAACAGCAAAAAUUCUGGAUCAUGCCUGCAAUAUCAGAGUAGAAAAGUGAAAAUGGCAGCUCUCAAAAUGCUUUCUAGGAUCUCCAGCCCCACAAGCAUCUUGACUACAGCAUUUUACACAGCUUGUUCAGCACACCCAAGGUGCUGAGCAAGGGCCACAGAAAAUUGUUUGCCCUUGAGCCCUUCCAGCUGUUCCUUUCUAAAGUGGGAAGAUUAAUGCAUUUCUCCCUCCUUCCUCCUCACUCCAGUACUUCUCUCUGUCCCAGGAAUCCUCACCCCGUCUCUUGGACAGGGAUGAGUGAGAGGAGCUCUUCUCUCCUGUCUUGGUUCAGAAGUUGCCAGUGCCUCCUGAUCAGGCACAGAAGUGCCUGAAGCUUUCAGACCUGUUCUUCCCCAUUCCAGAGAGGUCACAGCUACAGAGCUGCAGCAAAAUGCAGGGAAAUAACGCAGUCCUUUUACUGUUAAGGGGGUCAGAGUUUGGGUGACUGUAGGCAUCAGUUUAUCACCCCUAAAGGUUGAUGAAACAGAGUGCACUGCCCUGAGCAGGCUAAGCCUCCCUCAGGUGUGACAGAGACCAGUUGCACUCUGUUUGCUGGGAGCUGUGAGAACACAGCAGGACAGGACACCUUGGGAUAAUGCACUACUUGGAAAGCACGCUUACUAAAAUUAAUGACUGAACAGGGGCAUUAUGGUAUGUUUGUCCUACAUCCAUAGCCAAGGAACUUUAUCUACUGUCAUUUUCUGAUCUAUAUCGGUCUCUAAGAAGUGAUUUUUUAUAUUUAAAAUAAAAUGACUACAGUAAAAUUAACUCCUUGGUGGCAUUCUUGAAACACUGGUGUUGAGAUGCAGUUUGUGCUGCCAGUUAGGGACUGAAUUUCCAAACAGCAGGUAACAACAUCCCAGAAUUCUUGAGCACUUGAUAAACUGCCCCAGGCUAAAGAGUUCAGGAGCCCAGAAUAAUAAGACUCACUCUUCACCAAGCAUCACAAUCAAUCAUCUGGCAAAAACUAUUUAUUAAGAACUGUUAAAUACCUGAACUAGGUUAGUUUAGGAACUAACUUGGCUCAGUUGUCAUUAUCCAGAUGGCACUGAUAGAGCCAGGGCAACAUAUUCAUUAUGUCUGCACAAAUUAUCUGCAAGGGCAUUUUCUGACCCACAGAAAAUGGCUGCUGCCAAGGAGGAUGCUGCUGGGGAAGUUGCUCUUCUUUUGACAUCAGAAAUUAGUUAAACCCACAAGCAUUUCUCUGUCAAUUACUUUAGCUCUUAUAAAGCAUUUGUAUUUGUGGGGUCUUGAAAGGAAACCAAACUCAUUGUGUUUCAUGCUAAUAAAUUAACAGCCUUCACACUAGCAACAAGAUAAAACUUUAUUUAAUAUCUAUUCCCUAUCUGUCUAUUGGAAGGAUUCUGCUGGAAGAGGAGGUCCCAUCUUUAGCAGGUGCUAGACCCAUGCUUUGAACAAAUCAACAAAAAAAAUCAGCUGAUUUGGAUGUAAAUCUGUGAAUAGCUUAGAAGCAAAAGCUUCUGUUUCCCGACAAACAUCCUGAUCCAAGCACAUUGACAGCCCCUCUGGAAAAGCUCUCAGAAAUGGCAUUCAUGUCUAUUUACACUGAAACAGAGCUUUAUAAACACAAAAAUUAACUUUAUUAUAUUCUGCUGUCAGCAUAUUUGUACAGUCAUUUUAAGAUCGGGAAAAUUGUAGACACCACUCUUCAUGCUGCAACAACCUUAAAGUGCUGGAUCAAUUUUUGACUUCUGUUGAAGCUCAAAAUAAUACUUUCUACAUAUAUACAAAAUAUAUAUGUAUACGUGUUUGCAUCUAGAAAAUGACCACAUUUCACUAAGAUAGCCUAGCAAAAGUGAUAUCAAAUACUUCAGUCUGCAAUCUCAGCAUGAAAACAUAGCUGUGAUCCAUCUGCUGGCAGCAGAGAAGCACCACACUGAAAAGUGGGUGUACUCAUAAAAUGCCACCUGAAAUAAUUCCAUUUAACACUGGCAGGGAAAUCAAGUAUUGCGAGAGCAAAGGUACAGUACAAGAGACCAAGACAACCAAACCUAAAGCACACAGUCCAACUCAGCAGCAUUUAACUAUGUUCCUAUAAAAAAAAAAA